Molecule: messenger RNA, 1688 nt
Organism: Arabidopsis lyrata subsp. lyrata
Lineage: Eukaryota; Viridiplantae; Streptophyta; Magnoliopsida; Brassicales; Brassicaceae
Product: F-box/kelch-repeat protein At4g19865
Exons: 2
Coding region: 113-1306 (397 amino acids)
Molecular function (GO): protein binding
Source: RefSeq, a predicted model, not a curated record
GGCUGUUUUGUUAUCAAUAAACCAAAAAGGUCCUCUUCAUGUUAGUCUUUUUCUCACUUGACCCAUUUUACACAAAAUCCCGUCACUUCCGCUAAUUGCAAUCACUGUCGCUAUGAACCUCCAAGUGGAACCACCGGAGAAGAAGAAGACUAAGAAUUCGUCUCCACCACAAUCACCUCCAUCGUCGUCGUCAUCUCCGUCGCUUUCUUCUCUCCCUGACGAAAUCUUCGUGAACUGCUUAGCUCGGAUCUCGAGGUCAUACUACCCAACACUCUCACUCGUUUCGAAAAGCUUCCGUUCAAUUCUCUCUUCCACCGAGCUCUUCGCAGCCAGAUCUCACAUCGGAAGCACUGAACAGUGUGUCUAUGUCUGUCUAUGGGAUCGCAGUUAUCAAUUUCCCCAAUGGCUUAGACUAUGGGUUAACCCUAAUCGAACCCUAGCCAACUCCAUGAUUAAGAAGAGAAGGAAGAAGAAGAAGAAGACAACUGGACCAAUGUUAGUUCCGAUUACCUCGUCUAAUUUUACAUCUGUAUCAAAAGCCACCGUUGUUGUUGGUUCAGAAAUUUAUGUAAUUGGCGGCCCAGUCGACUCUGAACCAUCCUCCACCGUGCGGGUGCUUGAUUGUUGCAGUCACACUUGGCGCGAUGCACCGAGCAUGACUAUAGUCCGAAUGAAUGCGUUGGCAUGUUUCCACGAUGGGAAAAUAUAUGUAAUGGGAGGGUGCCAAGGAUUAGAGGACGAACCAUGGGCUGAGGUGUUCGAUACAAAGACUAAGACUUGGCAACACCUUCCUGAGCCGGAUACUGAGGUACGUAAGUGUUCCAUUUACAGUAUUGCAGAGAUUGAAGAAACGAUUCAGUUUGGGAAUGUAAACGAGACGUAUGCUUACCACACGAAGCAAUGUAAAUGGGAAAGCCGUGUAAAACAAAAGUUGAAGUCAGAAUGUAUGAUUGAGAAUGUUUCAUAUGGCUAUUGGAAUAUGCGCUUGUUGUGGUAUGACAAUGACUUACAAAAGGAUUAUUGGAAAAGAUUGGAAGGGUUAGACUCACUAGAUGAGAUGUACAUGAGGAAUGGUGGCUCAAGUGGUAAUACGACUAAACUAGUUAGCUGUGGUGGGAAACUCUUACUUUUAUGGGAAGGGUAUAUGAAGCAUAAUCCCAAUAAUAGGAAGAAGAUUUGGUGCGCUGAAAUCGCUAUAGAAAAGCGUGAUGGAGGUGGAGUUUGGGGAAUUGUUGAGAGGGUUGAGGUUUUGCAUAACGUCCCUAUAUCAUGUCAGCUCUUGCAUUGUCUCGUUGUCUCGGUUUGAUUGACUUGUAUCAAGGGAUGUCUUGCAAAACCAAAAAUCCGUAGGUAUGAUCUUUUCGAUUUACCCUUUCGGGAUCAUCCUUCACGAGCAAAAACAUGGAUUACUCUUCGCCCCAUGAUUGACACAGAUUCUCUCUUCUUGAAGAAAAUCUCAGCAAAGAUAAAAUCUCUCACACUUGAGCUGUGUUGUGUCAUCUUCAUCAACAGAUGCUGAGUUCUGUUUUGAGUAGGGCUUCUGUGAACAAAACAAAAGUAGAGACCAAAUAUGUAAAGGAAAAUAACAAUUGUGUUUUAAUCUGAAACAAUGUGCCCAUGUUCAUGAUAAUUCCAAGGGCAAAGUUCUUUGUAUUUCGAAAGAAAAGUAAAAUAAUAUUUUUAUAUUA